UUAUUGUUAGCUUGUUAGCUAGCAGCUGAACUCGUGAAAUGGAGAUAUGACAGAGUAAUAACGUCUUAUUACACGUGCACGAUUAAGUUAUUACGAACGUGAACUGAUGGAGGACGGAAACAGGAGUGAUGCAGCCUCCACAUCCAAAAGCCACGCAGGUUCACUCCACCUGCAGUCUCCAAAAAAUGAGGAUGCAUAUGAAAUUUCCAUCCCCUAUGAGGAAACUAACUUUGAACAGCAAGGAUUUUUCAACCAAAGUGAUCAGAAUUUUGAUGAACCGCCUUCAACUGCUGGUCCAUCACCCGUUAACAACUCGUACAUGGUGAUAACCAACCUGCGGACCCAGCUUCAGAUCUCUCUGGAGAAAAACUCUUGGCUGCAGAAAAGAAUCGAGGACUUAGAGGAGGAGAGGGAUUUUCUCCGAUGCCAGCUGGACCGCUUCAUCUUUUCCACGAAGAGCCAGGGACAGGAGCAGAGUCAGAGCCAAUACAGUAAUGGGUACGAAUCAAGGCGAUUCAACUGGAGAGCAAGACGAGAGGAAGAUCAUCCUGCCGAACAGCAAAAGACAGACUCGCAGCGUUUUUCUCCACGGCAGUUUGUCCAGCGAAGGCCUGGUCCUCCCACCAUGGUUUCAUCCAAAAGAGGAGUCUCCAGUCCGUUAACCUCUCAGCUCGCCUCUAUGAAUGCUUUGUUCAACUCCACACAAUCACAGUCCCUUUUGCAAGCCCAUAGCCACGGCCCUCCCAGUACAACCACCAGUGGCAGCAGUGGGAAUGCUGGCGUGGCCGCACGACCAACCAUUAAUGAAAUGAGUGGACCAGAUUCCCUGUCACUUCUGGGAGAAUCCGAUGAGUACUUGGAGCACAAUGGCUUCAUCGAGGAGGAAAUGUUGUCAGGGGAAGAUGUGAUGUCAGAUGCAAUGAGCAACAACAGGCAGCAGUUAAAGAGAAGGCGAGUCUUCCGAGCUCCCAGAGAGCGGCAGAGAGUGAAAGAUGCUGCCGGAGUUCUUUUCCGCUACAAGAAGAUCCUGCUCACGUAUCAGCGACUGAAAAACAUGUCCAAGGCCUUCCAAAUCCACGGUGUUGACCGAAACACGGUGGCUUCGACCACGCCCAUCGCCGAGCUGCUGCUGGUGGCCCCAGAGAAAGUGGCUGAGGUGGGAGAGUUUGACCCAUCCAAGGAAAAGCUUCUGGACUAUGCCCGGCGCUGCUAUAUAGCUCUGGAUGAAGAGACUCUCAACAGAGUGCAGGCAUUAAAGAAGAACAACCUCCUCCUGCCCAUCUCCUACAGGUUCAGACACUGAGGACAGAAACGCUGCACUUGGGGAAGUGUCUCUGCAGCCACUCGGGUCCCAAAGUGUUGUAGCGAUAUUCCCAGAUCCCCGAAGGCUUGGUUGUGUUUACCCAGCCCUGUUUGCAGUAGGCACGUCAACACAAGAAGGAGCCUCGUCUGCUAUUCUCAACAUGUUAGAAAAACAUUUCCACAGCGUUAACUCUGCAUCACAUGCUGCGUCCCGCUCACUCUGGACAGCCCGAGGCCUCUCCUGGUCGGAAAGUGUGAGCCAAACUGUCCGCACAUUGUCCUGAACCCCUCCAGUGAUGUGUGUGAAAAUGUUUUAGGAAACAGUUUAGUGGAGGUCAGUGACAAGAGGACAAUCAGUUGGGUUCCUCUGCAGCUGACCAGCUCUCUGCAGAUGACCAUGAAAACUGUCUGAGACACUUUUCUGUGUAGAUGAACUCUUAUUCCCUCACUACUACUUCAGAACUAUUCAGAUGCGCGACUUUAUAUGACAAAUCUUCACUUUAGUGAGGAUUUUGGUGUCUCUGUGCUUAGUGUAAAGACAAAUCUGUGGGAUUCAGAAUGGGUGAAUGUGUCUUUGCCCCAAGGAUCAUUUAUGUUCUUUCUUUAUUUAGCAGAUAUGCAGUUUAUUAUUUUAUACUCUACAUUUGGAUCAGCUUGAGGCCAGAGGAUCACUGACUGAGGGUUUCAUAUCUUAAUAUUAUUAUUAUUGGUAUAGUUUCGGAAAGCCUAACUAAUCAGAUUUGCCUUUUUAAUAACUUUUUGAAUGCAUUUGGGCACAAUCUUGCGGUCUAUAAACUUUGAAUCAGUCUUUUUGUUUUAUAUUGUUCUCAAAUAAUGUUAUACUAAUAAGACAUUUCAUUGUGUUAAAUUUCUCAAAGUGUUCUUUUCUGACGUUACAUUUGUCAAUAUUUUAACUUCCUUUAAUGUCAUAUUUUAAAGUUCCCUCCAUAACAAGAAAUGCAUUUCCCUGUUUUUUCACACCGUUUCUUCAGGUUCUAAGGUGAGAAGAGCUCAUAAAAGAAAUGGAUACAAUAACUAACUGACUUUUGUAAAGAAAAGUCAGACACUGAGAGGUACAGAUGCUUCAACUUCACGUUUUUUUUUGUCAUAAAACGAAUUCAAACACAAAGAUGUUAGUGACAUUUUAAUGUUUGGAUUUAAUAACCAUAUGGUCCAGCUAAGGGUUGCACCCAUCAUGUUUGUACAUUUCUCACCUAAAUUAUUGUAAGUGUUGCCUUUUAAUCUUCUCACAUCAAGAAUCUUGUAAAGCAAAGCGACUUCAAGUUGUAUUAAAAAUGUUUCUGAGCAUUUACACUACUUCUAUACUGUUAUACUAUUUGUAAGGUUGUGCAACUUUCAGUUCCUUGUAAAUGUCGUGCCUAUCAUGCAAAUAUUUUAACAGAUCAGAAAAAGCUGUUGGUGGAUCUGUUGUAACACACCCGUGCUCCACUCCACAAGCAUGUGAAAAGAGCCGUGGUGAUCUGCCGCCUGCAAGAAACUUGUUAAAUGAUGUGGCUUUCAAAGAUGCAGACAACAUUGUACCGUCAAGUGUGGUGUGUGUAUCCGUGAGGAGAAAACUUCAGAUUUCUUAGAAUAAAUCAAACCCAGCUGCAGAGGAACAAUGCAUUUAUUAGCUUUAGUUUUAAAAGCAGUUGCAAUGCAGGCUUAAAAUGAUCACCAGAUCGAAGUGCUCACAGAAACAUGACUGAAAAUUUUCUGAAAGUAUUAAUGACGUAUCAUCAAAGCAUUUUUAGUCAUACAAAAAUGAAAUUUCUUUCUGUAAUGUGUAAAAUCCAACGGCGCUCUUUGCUGAAAAAGUGUUUUCAUGAGAAGUACUGUUAAGACAAGUGCAAUAAAAUGCUCGAUUUCCUACAAAUAAAGCUGAUCUUUUAUGCUGUUUGGUCUUCGGGAUGUUUGAUAUGAUCAAA
This is a messenger RNA of Menidia menidia (Atlantic silverside), 3230 nucleotides long. NCBI's taxonomy places the organism in Eukaryota, Metazoa, Chordata, Actinopteri, Atheriniformes, Atherinopsidae. The record is from the annotation of a GenBank genome assembly.